Lineus longissimus is the source of this 1458-nucleotide messenger RNA. RefSeq names its product transcription factor SUM-1-like. The transcript is spliced from 3 exons. Gene Ontology annotation, biological process: positive regulation of myoblast differentiation; regulation of transcription by RNA polymerase II; muscle organ development. Gene Ontology annotation, molecular function: DNA-binding transcription factor activity, RNA polymerase II-specific; protein dimerization activity; RNA polymerase II cis-regulatory region sequence-specific DNA binding. The record is from RefSeq and is a predicted model, not a curated record. Bases 292 to 906 code for a protein of 204 amino acids. Lineage: Eukaryota; Metazoa; Nemertea; Pilidiophora; Heteronemertea; Lineidae.
CUGUGUAUUCGAUGUAUCAUUCAGCUAGCAUCAUGGUGAAUUUAAAGGUAAAACGAAUAAAACACAAGACAAUUUCUGGUCCGGGUCUUGUUGGAUGUUUUUGUUGUACUUUGGUACACGAAAGGCACCUGGAUUUAAAGUCUAACUUGAUGUGAGACAAGCAACAGAAAAAGGUAUACAUCCAUCACAAUUCCUCAGUCCCAACUGUUCUUAUCCAUUUCCUAAACAAGUACAAUAAAGAACUGAGGUGAACAGAGUUAGCAAUGCUUGUAUCGCGUACGUAAGGUUAAGAUGCAGGAAGACCAAGAGACCGAAAGUAGUUGUGACGGUGACGGCAGUUUGCUGACCGGGGACUCAGAGGGAGAAUUUGAGGAUCAUCCCCAUGUCCUUGCCCCAGGGUCCACGCACAGGUGUCUCCUCUGGGCGUGCAAAGCCUGCAAACGCAGGACAUCGAAAAAGGACCGCAGAAAGGCUGCAACAAUGCGAGAGAGACGCAGGCUGAAGAGGGUGAACGCGGCGUUUGAAGCGUUGAAGCGAAGGACAUGUUCGAAUCCAAAUCAACGGCUUUCGAAGAUUGAGAUUUUACGAUGUGCUAUUGGAUAUAUUGAAAGUUUGGAGGAUCUCUUGAACUCGAGUCAUCCCGUUACGGAACAAUGUGAUUAUGCUGCGAGGAGUGGACAAUCCGAAUACGGCAAUCGAUUUAAUACGUUACCACAAGAAAUUGCUUUUGAUCGACAGAGCACGCCCGCUAGUGAUGGUACGGUAUAUGGUAGAAAUGCCUACUACGACAGCAGCAUGAGCGGGAGUUUGUCAACGCUGGAUCGUCUUUCAACAAUUGUACAGAGCAUUCGUCCCACCAAUGAUGCCAGCAAUGGGAAAUUACAAGGUUCUCCACCGGCACCGUGAACAAGCGCAAAGGGCUCAGUGAUUUCUCAUAGUUUAAUUCAAGGACUAAUAGAAACGUGGACGGGACCGUUCGGCUUUCCGAAGACGGGACAAACCUAACGCGACCACUGAGAGGUUUUAAAAAUUUAGUCCCGUCACCGUCUUCAAGACUUGUCGUAUUUCAAGCUUGGCUUUGUCACAACCACGUUGGUUUCUGCACAGUUUUGUCUCUAAACGUGUCAUCCCCUUUUACAAAUCUGUUCUGAAACCAAACAUAAACGCUCAUUUGUUUGUUAACUGCUAAAACAAAGCUCUCUUUACAGAGCUGGUCAACAGUAUGUUUUUGUGGGAGAGGCAAGCAGCAAAACGUCCCAACUCAGUGAGAGAAUAGAGUAAUGAAGAUAUGAAGUGUACAUAUAAAACCUACAUAAAACGAGUAUAUAUAAAACAUGUCAAUACUAAAAUACUGGUUGUACUUUAUUUCUUUGGGAGCAAAUGGACAAAACCAGAUGCCUUUUUAUAAAUCUGUACAGCUUCAUUUCUACCAUAGCAUGUCCAACAGGGAGAGUCAAC